AUGUUCAAAAACGAUGGUGAUCUGGAACAGAAUCUGCCGGGCGCGGUAAUGCUACGUACAGCGGAACAUGGUACAAUGGGUGAAGACAUCGAGCAGCAAGCGACCACUUCUUUUUCAAGUAUAAUGAAAUCGCUAUUUCGGAGAAAUCCUGGUGCCACGACGAUUUCGGAGCAAGAUGCGGCAGUUCAGAAGGUGCUUCAGACGAACCCUGAGGUUCGGAAGAACGUCGAAAAACUGCAGAGUAACGCUGCGCUGAUGGAAUCUCUGAAACAACACCCAGUUGCCAUCAAAUUCAGAGCUGCUUCGAAGAAUAAACCAGUCGUGCUUACUCCGAAGAAUAUUGAAAAUGUUGGACGAGCCGUGGCGAAGAGCUUUUUUAGAAUCCCACGCGUGAGUUCAAAUGUUCUAACGGCUAUUUUCUUCAUAUUCGGGGUUACGAUCGUGGCACCAACUCUAACCAUGUACUUGGCCGAAUCAUUAAAUGUAAUGCAAAUUGGUUUUCUUUCGACUGCAAGUUGCAUUCUGAUCGUUAUUACUUACGUAAUUCCUAUGAAUCUUGGCGACAAUGGCGCUCUUGAGAUCUCAUCCGUGUCGUGA
Phytophthora nicotianae INRA-310 is the source of this 597-nucleotide messenger RNA. RefSeq lists its product as hypothetical. The coding region runs from base 1 to 597 and encodes 198 amino acids. The record is from RefSeq and is a predicted model, not a curated record. The transcript is spliced from 2 exons. NCBI's taxonomy places the organism in Eukaryota, Oomycota, Peronosporomycetes, Peronosporales, Peronosporaceae.